CGAACACAUUCUCUGACACGACCUUCGAGGGGAAUGCCAUACAGAAAAAUGCCAAUCGUUUCCAAUACUAGUCUCCAGGUUGUACACAAGGUGCCUACGAAAGAUUCUGAGAUGCAAACCGAAAUCAUUGGAGACGUCAAGCCCAUAAUGCGUACACUGGAAACCGAUUCACAAACAUUUGUGCCCGAGUUAGUUGAAAGUGAAGUCUGGACACACGAGCCUGAAUUUGAUUGGUUUUUGAAUGUGAAGGUGUAUAGACCAAUCGGAUUUCAUCAGCAAAAUCAAUUACGUUGUAGUAUUAAUUAUCAAAAACAAUUUCAGAAGACAGAGCUGUACAGGAGUCCACCAGACACUCCGACUAGAGAAAAGCGUGUUAAGAUUGUUGAGCCAGAUAAACUAGGACGAACCAAGAGCAUGAUUGGAUCAAAAGCUAGGAGUUCAAUGGGAAGAAAGAAGAAGGACGUAGCUGAGGAUGAGGCCUGGAAAGAUGAAAG
Anneissia japonica is the source of this 494-nucleotide messenger RNA. RefSeq lists its product as uncharacterized. The annotation marks the transcript as partial. The record is from RefSeq and is a predicted model, not a curated record. The transcript is spliced from 2 exons. Lineage: Eukaryota; Metazoa; Echinodermata; Crinoidea; Comatulida; Comatulidae.